Messenger RNA from Acanthosepion pharaonis, 477 nucleotides. NCBI's taxonomy places the organism in Eukaryota, Metazoa, Mollusca, Cephalopoda, Sepiida, Sepiidae. The record is from the annotation of a GenBank genome assembly.
AUGUUAAAUAAAUUGUUUAAUAAAGGAGGCAGGAAAAAAUUUUAUUUCACUCCAAUGACUUACAAUACUCCCUCAACUGCUGCCACAAAAAAUAAAAGCAAAUGUCAAAGCAAUCCAUGUAAAAUGCGACGAGCAGAACAAGUUAGCAAAGUUCUCUUCAGUUAUAUAUCUGACCUUAUUCAAUAUGGAGAUGAUGACUUUUCCCAAAUAGAAGAAUCUAUAGAAAUUUCUAAGGUACAGAUAUCCCCAGAUUUUAGUGCAUUGGUUGUCCACUGGGUAGCAACAGGAACUGAAAAAGACGAUAUCAUUCAACAAAUGCUUAUGAAGAACAGCAGUAGAAUAAGGCAACAUCUCAUAAACUUACGUGUUGUUGGUACAUUACCUCCAAUAACAUUUGUACCCGAUUUAUCAGAGGUCCAAGUAAAAAAGAAAGAAAAAAUGUACAUUUAUGUUCAGAAUCAUUUUCUUUCAGCCUAA